ACCCCAAUCUCUUACCGGCUUCCCGAGACCGAUCUCGCCGCCUCUCCGCAGUCCCACUUCGAUUCACCUUCCCCUCCGUCGCCCAGUUCACCACCCAUCCCUCGCCUCCGCAUCCAUCCAACCGCGCACCGGCCAGGCGGCCAAACCCUAGCGGGUGUGGCCCGCGCCGCGCUCCGCCAUGGACUCGGCGGUGCUCUCGCUCACCUGCGCUGGUCUCGGCGCCCCCGAGGAGGAUGACGGCGGCGCCGUCAUCGGCUACUCCAAGAGCAAGCACUGCCUAGAUAAUCUGAAGGAUCUGCAGAGAUUCCUGCGGCGUGACGACCCGCAGCGGCGGGAGGUUUUCAAGCAGGUCUGCAAGUGGAAGAUCGCGUCGAGAGAUCUGGUGCCCAUCAUUGAGAACUACCAGGCCGAUCGCAAUCUCGUAAUCACUGCAGUGAAAGUACUGGUGUUCCUUACAAUGCCUGUGGAACCCUCGUCGGAGGAUGUUGCGCAGCAGAUAGAGUAUCUUUGGGAUUUGAAGGCUGCCCUGGCACGCAAUGUUGCGGUGGCAGUCAUUGUGUCUCUUCUUGAAGACCCAUUGGAUCGUUUGGAAAGAACUUUAUUCACAGAAGAUGACUGGAAGUUAGUUCAGUUGGUCCUUACUUUGUUCCGCAAUGUCUUGGCUAUUCAAGAAAUCACAUUGCCUCAGAAGGCAUCUGGAGAAGCUACCCACUUACUCUCCCUGGCUAACAGCUUUUUGGAGCUCAUGUUUCAAGAGAAUGUGAUGGACCUAAUUUUAGUGCUGAGUCAGCAUAUUGAUGAGCCCUCUGGUUAUCUUAAGCAGGAAAACCUUCUUUUAAUGGAGAUAUUUCAUUAUCUCUUCUUAGGCCGAGAUCCAGAGUUAAUUGCCCGAGCUUCUUGUAAAGGUUCAAAGGAGCAGGUUAACGGAGAUAUUGAUAUGUCAGUAGAUUCAUUGAGGUUGAUGAUGGAGGAGGAAGAAAGGAAGAAAAGAAUGUUCAGGCAACAAAACUCAGAGCACAACUCACUUAGUGGGACUUUUACAUGCUUUUCAGUGGAUGGAUCUAAAUCAUUGUGCAAAGGUAACCCUGGCUCCACAUCUGCAAAUAGCCUCCGGAAAAUACGUAACGUCCAAAGAGGUCCUCAGAAAAGGAUAGCCUGGGAUAAUGAGCUUCUGUACAUACCUAAAGAGGGUAUUAUAGAAAUGUUAAGAAGCUCCCUGGAUCAAUUUUUAUCUGGAGGAUACAAUGUCCUGAUGCAGUCAGUUUGUGAUGACAUCAUGAAUGAGCAUCAUUCUGUCCAGAAAUCCGAUGUAACUACAUUCUUCAAAGUUGCUCGUUUUGUCUUAGCUUUUCAACACGAGAAGGCUUCGAAUGAUCAGAAAUCUAAUAAAGGGAUCCAGCCGUCUGAGGUUUCUCCUAGCAAUGGACUUGAUGAUAAUCUGCCGUUCCAUGGUGACAUAUGUGGACCUGUUGCAGCCACAUUGAAUGAAGAUAUGUUCAAUUUAGUCAUUUCCAGGUGGCGUGAAGCACAUGAUGGCCUGAAGGAAACUAACGACUACAAAACUCUUUCAGCAGCUGGGUCUGUAAUGAAGAACAUGAUUGACAUGAUAUAUUUGGUGCUAAAAGUACUUCCUGAAGAUUCAAGGGAAUCUCAAACAGCUCGUGUUUUACUGUAUAAACUAUUCUAUGAUCAGACAGAACAAGGUCUCACUCAAUUUCUGCUGAACUUGUUCAGAUCUUUUGAUAGUCACAAGCAACCAAAAAGUUAUCUAGCGGAUUUAUUGGAAACAAUUCAUAUUAUGCUACAACUCAUGGAGAAGCUUCAAGCACGUGGUGCAUUAAGGGUUGCAAAAAGGACAAGAAAGGGCAGAAAAAAGAAGAUAUCAAAUGGUAAAAAUGAGAAUUCAGAACCCAAAGUGGAGAAUGUGGAACCAGUUGAGCCAACAGAAGGGACCAACUGCCCGCCUGAAUCACUUCCAGAUUUGAGAACUGAGGAUUCUGCAGUAGAACCUUCUCCCUCAGAGCAAGGAAAAGUAGGUCCCAAUGGUGCAGAUGUACCAGAUACACUUGUGGACACUGCAAUUAAUAUGGAGAGUACUGCACAUGCUGAAGGUGAUCCAACUUGUGCGGGCAGUGGUGAAAUGAAAAGAGAUCUCAUCGAUGAAGAAGAAGAGUCUUCAGAUUCUUCAAUUGAUCACCUCCCUGCUACAAGUGAAGUUGAUUUUAAUGUAUCCCGAUUGAUAUCUAGCCUUGCAAACAAUUCUGUAGUACAAAAUAUUUGCUGGUUGUUGAAGCAUUACAAAAGUAACUCCAUUCGUACAAAUCAUUACAUAAUAUGCAUGCUACGAAGAUUCUGCGAAGAUCUGGAGCUGUCACCAAUGCUCUAUCAGCUAUCGCUUUUAACUACUUUCUAUGAUAUUUUAGCGGAACAGAAGUUGUCUAGCUCAAAGGAGUACAUAAACAUUGUAAAUUUUCUUUCUAAAGUUGUAAGGAAGAUGCUGAGGGUAAUGAAAAAACAACCAUUGCUAUUUGUUGACAUACUAUUCUGGAAGACGCGCAAGGAGUGCCAUUGCAUUGAUGCUGAUGCACUACUGAGUGAGCUUAAGAAAGAUGUUGGAAACAAGGAUGGUGAAAUUGGUUCGAGUAAGGGAUGGAGAGGUCCAAUAAAUAUAGCAGAUUCUCUUGGUGAUGAUGAAGUUGACUUGGUUAUACCGCAGGAACCAUAUGAUGCUGAUAAGGAUGGAGAUUCAUCAGCUGGUGAGCAUGGGGAUGAUUUUCGGAAGAGUAUGAGUACUACAUAUAAAAAGAGCAGAUUAAUGUCGCUUUCAGACAGUGAGGCUGAGGACAAUGACAGGAAAAAUAUGUCAAGAGGUUCGCAGAAUUCAGGAGUCCCAAAAAGACGAGGUCGUUUUAUCUUUACCGAAGAGCAAGAGAAGCUUAUCAGAGAUCUUUAUGAAAAAUAUAAGGAUGACCGUAAAUGCAGUCAUCUAAUAGCUGAUGCUUUAGACCCCACUGGAAAGAUAUUGUCUGCUCAAGUUUCUCGUAAGCUUACACAGCUAGGUCUCCGGAAUGUCAUGAAGAGAAAAAAUGUUGCAGAUGAAUCUCCUUCACCUGGAGAUCUGGCUACAGAACCACAAAAUGACUCACUUGAUGAUCCGAACCACAUGUUAGGCAAACAUAACCAUGGUCCCAUGCCAGGAAGCUCCCGGGCUAGAAGGAAAAGAUUACAUGGGUUAAGCAGCGGUCAUGAUGACACAAGUCAUGGAAGAUCAUCUGAUGAAGAAACACUACAAGUGAUUAAAAGCAGAACCAAGAAUAAGAAGCUUCCCUGGGUGGAUAGUUCACUGAGUGCGUCACAGAAUCAGGAAGCUCAGCAAGACUCAGACUCUAAUGAUGCGACAAUAGGAUCCAUGAUUAGAAAUGGAAAAAAGAAGAGGCUAUCAACGUCAGAUUUUGAAGCAAGUGUACAAAACCAUCAAGAAUCUCCAGACAACACAAACAUCAAGGAUUGCUCACCAAGUAUAUCACAACAUCAAGAAACUUUGCAAGACACGUAUCCUGAUGAUGAGGACAUAGGAUCCAUGCUUAGAAGUGGAAAAAAGAAGAGGUUAGUGAUGUCAAGUUUCUCAUUGAAUAUACAAGACCAAGAAUCUUUGAGAAACAUUGGACCAAAUGAUGAGACUAUUGCUUCUAAUAUCACGGAUGCUCCUAGCCAUCAUGGGUCGAAUUUGGUCAAUAACAGUGGCAAUGCUGGUGAAGCUGAACUUUUGGAUGACUUUAUUGAUCUUGAGCUUGAUAAUCAUGAAAAUACUGACCAAACGAUCAUGGAUGAUGGGGACAAGGCAAACUUUGAUGCUGAUCAAAGGGCUGGUUUAAAAAGAAGGCACAGAUUGAUAAUUGACGAUGACGAUGAUGACGAGUAAUUGCCCAGAAGGACUGGAGUUAUCGAAGUAAAAGUGGGAUAAAAAAAGCUGUUAGAUGAUCUGCUACUCCGCCCUACUGCUGAGUUCUGAGGAGGGUUCAAGAUACAGGAUGACAGUCCUGGCAGGUCCCCACUUCCCAGAGCCAGAUACCAGAACCCUAGUAAAGUUUGAAUGACUGCCGAGUUGCUAGAGCCCUACUGCUGGUUGGUAACCGGACCACGGCAAUUUCUUAACCUUGGUUCAGAGUUUCAUCAGAGAAAUUUCAUUUUUACCUGCAAUUUCAAUCGGAAUAGUUGGAUCUCAGUCAAAUGGAAUGUAGCAGAUGCAAUUUGAGGUUGAAGAGCUGAGCCUCUUGUACAGAGUCUUUUCAGUGUAGUUCUGAUGGUAGUCGUUAGUGUUGUCAGUUGAAACUAGCAAUCCUGCAAUGCUACCAAAUGUAAUCAGCUGUGUAAUGCCCGUAUGGAAACUCCUUUCUUGACUUCAUGUUCACUUCAUGAUUAUUGUACUGCUAGGUGCUGAUUGCCUUGACAUAAGGAUGUAUGGAGGGGUUGAAAUAGGAUCACUUA
Messenger RNA from Phragmites australis (common reed), 4488 nucleotides. RefSeq lists its product as uncharacterized. The transcript is spliced from 20 exons. Gene Ontology annotation, cellular component: replication fork protection complex. The coding region runs from base 179 to 3922 and encodes 1247 amino acids. Gene Ontology annotation, molecular function: DNA binding. Gene Ontology annotation, biological process: replication fork arrest; DNA replication checkpoint signaling; DNA repair. NCBI's taxonomy places the organism in Eukaryota, Viridiplantae, Streptophyta, Magnoliopsida, Poales, Poaceae. The record is from RefSeq and is a predicted model, not a curated record.